Molecule: messenger RNA, 888 nt
Organism: Purpureocillium takamizusanense
Lineage: Eukaryota; Fungi; Ascomycota; Sordariomycetes; Hypocreales; Ophiocordycipitaceae
Exons: 1
Coding region: 1-888 (295 amino acids)
Source: RefSeq, a predicted model, not a curated record
AUGGCGUCGAUAUCCGAGGAAGAGAGUCCCAACUACGCCGUCUUCCGCGACUGUUUCUCGACGACGCUGUUGCGGGCGCAGGCCGCCGGUCAGGGCUCUGGCGCCGGUUCAAGGAAGCAGCGGAGGCGAGCGAGGCCGGCGCGGGCUCGCAAGGCAGCACCGGCGGGGAGGGAUGAUGUCCAGGCGGCCCGGGUCCGCUCCCCGGACCCGCCGUCUCGCCCGGACGCCGACCCGGACGCCGACCCGCAACAAGAGGCCGCCGAGGAGCUGGCCGAAUUCAUCGACUACUUGACGAGCAGCAUCUUCGACAGCCUCCCGGAGGACCUGAGGGAAGCAGACCACCGGUCCUGGCGCGAGUCGGAGGCGCUGCAGGCGCAGUUCGCGCUGCCGCUGACGGCGGAGAGCGUGGCGGCCGUGCUGGACCUGGCGCCGCCCAUCCCCGAGACACUCGUCACGUACGGCCUCGUAGCGGCGGACGCAACGGCCGACUCGCCGCUGCCCUCGUCGGCGGAGGCGUUCCUGGCGCCCGUGCUGACGGCGUACCUCGGGGCGGUGACGACGGCGCCGCCAGCGACGCAGGCGACGCGGACGGAGGCGUGCGAGCUCUGCGGACGGACCUGGAUCCCGCUGUCGUAUCAUCACCUGAUCCCGCGCUUCGUGCACGAAAAGGCCAUCAAGCGCGGCUGGCACCGCAGGGAGGACCUGCAGAACGUGGCCUGGCUGUGCGGCGCGUGCCACCGCUUCGUGCACCACUUCCGCGGCCACGAGGACCUGGCGCGAGACUACUACACGGUCGAGCGGCUGCUGGCGGAGGACGAGGUGCGGCGCUUUGCCGCUUGGGCGGGCAGGCUGCGCUGGAAGGGCGGAAAGGUCCGCAGUGGCAGGUGA